Messenger RNA from Linepithema humile (Argentine ant), 4442 nucleotides. RefSeq names its product Leucine-rich repeat activity-regulated protein at synapses (gene Lapsyn). NCBI's taxonomy places the organism in Eukaryota, Metazoa, Arthropoda, Insecta, Hymenoptera, Formicidae. Gene Ontology annotation, molecular function: protein binding. The record is from RefSeq and is a predicted model, not a curated record.
GGCUUCGUCGGAGCAACUUGGUCUGCGCGCGCGCGCGCGUUUUUACUUCGCCGAUCGCGUCGUUUCGAAAUUCUAGGAGUAAAGGAGUGAAGGAGAGCGAGUCAUCGAUAGACGCGCGCUUCUCGAGCGAACUGCGUCACCUGCCGAAUGUUACAUUUGUAAGGAAAUCGAGAGAAAAACCGAGUGAGUCGACAAAGCCGCGAUCGCGUGGGUCUCGAUUCCGUUGAGCGUCGCUCACAGUUGUGCGCGACGCUUCGUUGAGGUAGCUUCGUCAGGUAGCGAGCGAGGUUUCGAAGGAUUUUCUUGGACAUUUUACAUGCCUAGAAAACUGGUUUGUCGUGAUAUCGUUCAGAAUUCCAUUCGAGAUAAUAUACGUGAAAACCAGUGACGACGGCGAUAUAACUUCUUCGAAAUUGUCGGUUAAGGAAGAGGGAUCUUUCGACGCUACAGAGCGUUUCAUCGUUCAGUGGCCUUGUGGAAACGACGGGGAGUAGUGACGCAAUUCCCAUACUCCUGCCCGUAUCUCGGAAAGGAAGGAAAAAUCUGUGAUGACGGCAACGGUGCGGCUUUGAGACGGUGUCUCUCCUCACCUCGGCCGGUGCGACGCGUGUGCGGCAGGCGCAUGUUAUGAUGGUGUACGUGAGAUCGUGCGUCCGGAUCGUUCGUGAACUCGGCAACAGCCUGUAGCCUCGUGGCAGCUGGUGGUGUUUGCUACGCGCACAAGGGAAAAAAGAAGUGGAAGACAUCAAUACGGACGAGGACUCGUUUCGGAUUUCGACGCCGCCGGACCGACCAUGUGGAUCUUUGGGAAUUACUCGAGGCGAUUGACCGUUAUCGGAAUAGACAUGAGCAUCCUUCUCUUUAAUGGGUUUCUGUUACUGGGCUUCGUCGUGGCCGUGGAUGUCCUGCCUCCAGACAUGCGUGGAGUUCUUCAAAUUGUGGACCGGAACCCAGUCCUGAUAAAGAAAUGCACCUACAGCAAAGUCUAUUCGAUGCUCGAGGCGCAGUGCUCCAAGAUGGAACUGGAUAACAUCCCGUUUAAUCUGAAUAAGGACGUACAGGUGCUGGAUAUUACCGUGAAUCGACUGAGGGAUUUGAGAAACGACACUCUGGCGCCUUUCAAGAGCUUAGUUUAUCUCUACUUGGGUGACAAUUUUAUCCAGAACAUUGAAGAAGCGGCUUUUCGUAAUCAACACUAUCUCGAGGUAUUGGAUCUCUCGAAGAACGGUUGUGACGAAGUGCCGAAAAGCCUUUUUCAAUUGCCGCAUCUCCGCACGCUCUACCUCGGUAACAACAAACUCACCGACUCCGUGUUCAAGAUGGAAGUGAACUCGCCUCUCAAGAUGCUACAACUGACGAAGAAUAAGCUCACAAAGAUUCCGAAUAUCGGCUUUAUACCGACCCUCCAAACUCUCAAUCUGUCCGACAACGUCAUCACCACGGUCAGUACCGAGGACCUGGCACCGUUUUGCUCCUUAAAAGCGCUCGAUCUGUCCAGAAAUCCAAUUCGAUUUAACGACGGUAAUUGCGAGUGCCAGACAAUGACCGCCUGGUUGAAGGAACGCAAGAUCAACGUAAACUCGGACUUUGUCAAGUGCGCCGCGACCAACGACUGUGCAAUCAUCAACGUCCAAUUCAGCAAUCGGACAUACGAGCUGUACAACACGUGCUCGGUCAUCAUCCAGCAGAAGGUAGAAACCGAGAAGGCCCGAUCGGUGUGGAUACUGGUAGUCUCAUGCGUCUCGGUGUUCCUCUUCGUGGUCUUCGUCGCGUUGUUCUGCGUGCACAAACGGAACCGCAGGCGGCGCAAGAAGCAGAAGGAGCAGCAGCAGCUGGCAGCGAACAACGCCAACACCGAGCUGCUGAACAGCAAUUUGACAGUUGGCAAUUCGUGAAAUAAUCGCCGAGAGAUCGUGCAACAGGCGAAAGUUGCGGAGGAUCCUGCGGCGACGCUGAGCAAAGUUUUACACGACCCGGCGAGUUAGGCGUUAUCUUCUUAUAAUCUUCGCAAAGUUGCCCUUCUCUAUGAAUUACUUUCGAUGGCUGUUUCUCCCGCUUUGCAAAAUCUCGUCUUAAAUAAUUAAGGCGUUAUCUUGAAAAAUUAACGAUGUUUAAGGUAUCUGACAGUGCGACCUGUUGAUGUUUAUUGAGAGUUUAGUCGCCUGAGUCAAAGAGUUUAAUCGGAUAUAUCAACAGAUACGUGCUAUUGAUUGAUACCCAAGUAUCAAUUUGUAUUUGAUCAUCAAUUCAUCGCAACGUUCAAUAAACGUGGGAUUAUUGCUCACAUGCUAUUGGAGCAACUGCCAAUUUUCAAUAUUUUUCUCAAAACUUGUAAUAUCUUUCAAAACAUGUGAGCAAUAAUCCCACGUUUAUUAAACGUUGCGAUGAAUUGAUAAUCAGAUACAAAUAAUACUUGGGCACGUAUCUGUGUGUGUGUGUGUUUGAUAUAUCCGAUUAAACUCUCAAUAAACACCAACAGGUCUGUCAGAUACUUUGAACAUCGUUAAUUUUUCAAGAUAGAUAACGCCUUAAUUAUUUAAGACGAGAUUGCUAAGCGGGAGAAACAGUCGUCGAAAGUAAUCCAUAGAGAAGGGCAACUUUGCGAAAAUUAUAAGAAGAUUAUUGUACUUAUAAGAUAUAAAUGCGUUAACUUAUAAAAUGUGUAAAUGUUCUAUAUUGUGUUCAUAUAUAAUGGUUACGAUAUAUGCAUAUAAAAUCUAUGUGAACGUGACGAAUUUUCAAAGACUCUGCGUGUUUCGAGUUGUAUCAAUAUACUCUGCGACGGUUGCCGAUUGUGAUUCCGACGCUAGUCGGAAAUGAGAAUCUCAUAGCCGAUCGCUUUCAUUGUCGUCGCGUGCUUUUGUCGAUGUUAUAGCGAUGCGAAAGGUGCAUUUAUUGUACGGUUUACGGUACUUAAGAAGAAUUUUCCUUCACAGGAUUUUGCGACGCCAAAGCGUAUUUUUUUCGUCCAAGUACAACAGUGCGAACAAUUGUUAACAGUUUUAUUUUUCAGCUCUGAGCACUUUCUUUUCUUACUUUACAAUUUUGUAAGACGCUUUUAUUUAUUUCUUAAGCAAUUAGAUAAGUAAGUACUUUAUGUGUGCUUAUUUACAUAUAAUGAUGCAUGUCUAAUGAUACAUGUAUGUGCGUCACUUUAAACUUCCAAAAAUUAAAUGCUUACGUAUUGUUAUGCUGACAUGUACAUGUCAUCAUAACAAUACGUAAGCAUUUAAUUUUUGGAAGUUUAAAGUGAUGCAAGCUAAGUCGCUGAGUGUCCAUUCAGCAGGAAAGUAGCUUCUUUUCAUAGUUUAGUCUCGUAACGUGAACUUAAUUAUUAUGGAAAUGCAUGGAAAGUCAAUAUUUUUUUUCUUUUCGUUUUUAAAGCAUUUCCGUUGCAUAAAUAUGUAUAUAUAUUAACAUGAAUUUUUACACAUACCUCUGCUGAAAGAUAAAUAAUUAAGUUAUACAUAAUGAUGCAAUUCCUUUUCAGAGUUAAAAGGAUAUGAUCGUCACCACAUUUAGUUCCUAAUACUUACGUAUUUAUUUCACAUAAGUGCGGAGAAAGGAAAUCAUGAUUUUAUCGUAUACACAACCGUGUCGUCGAAAUAAUAUUGUAAUAAAUAUACAUGACGUGAGCAUUACGAUAUGUCCAACAAUUUUUAUACUAAUUUCCAUAUUACUUUUUAAUAGGUAAAACCUUUAUAUAUUAUGUACUGUGUGUACAAAGAUAUUAAUAAAAAUGGGAUCUAAUAAAUCGUUUUCAACGAGAUUUUGAUGACUUUGACACUCUUUUUAACAGGUCUGUUUGAUAAAAAACUUUUUAUAUAUCUAAGUUGAUGUUUAUGUACUGUAAGGUGAUAGUAUACCUAAAUAUACUGAAAAAUUCAAUAUGAAAGUAUACUCAGUCAUUUAAAAAUCACAUAUUAUUUUCACAUAUAUAUUUUCAAUUUCUUUUAUUCAAUUAUGUAAAAUCCAUAUUCAGGAAACACAAUGGUUAUACAAUUUCAAACUUUAAUUGGCUCUGCCAAAUCGUGUUUUUCUAAUUAGAACUCAACUGGAAUUGAAAUAAUUGAGCUUCCGAAUUUAUUUCGUCGAUUUUUUAAAUUAAUUUAAUUAAAUAAAUUUUAAUUAUACUCCCUUGAUAAUUGUAUCUAAUUCUUAGAAAAUUUUCGCACAUUGCAUAAUCUGUGUUUUCUGAAGGUAAUGUGCAAAAUUUUAAAUAUUUUUGUGUAAUUAUUAAAACACACAAGACGUAGUUUUAUUGCCAAAAUGGGAUAUAUUUUUAAGCAGAUGCAUUUUAUUACAAAAUUAAUUGACAUUGAAAAUAUUAACGGACUAAUUCGUAAUUCACAUAAGCUUUCCCACAGUCCCAUAUUGUCGUGGUUAAAAAAGCAAAUAUUGCUGAUCUAACCGCUCAAUUAAAUGUUUUCCAUUGAACAAAA